AUGGCCCUCCAGAUUAAGGUCGAUGAGUCCGGUCACAUCACUGACGCUCGAUUUAAAACCUUUGGCUGUGCUGCCGCCAUCGCCGCUUCUUCCGUCGCUUCUGAAUGGAUCAAGGGCAAAACAAUAUCUGAAGUUGUGACCAUUAAGAACUCGGCAAUUGCAAAGCAUCUUCGCUUGCCUCCUGUCAAGCUGCAUUGCAGUAUGCUUGCUGAGGAUGCUAUCAAGUCCGCCGUCCAAAACUACAAAGAGAAGAAAGUGAUUGCGGAUGCCGCCGUGGCUUGA
Eruca vesicaria subsp. sativa (arugula) is the source of this 282-nucleotide messenger RNA. Lineage: Eukaryota; Viridiplantae; Streptophyta; Magnoliopsida; Brassicales; Brassicaceae. The record is from the annotation of a GenBank genome assembly.